Molecule: messenger RNA, 1585 nt
Organism: [Torrubiella] hemipterigena
Lineage: Eukaryota; Fungi; Ascomycota; Sordariomycetes; Hypocreales; Clavicipitaceae
Source: the annotation of a GenBank genome assembly
AGGUACCUCCUCAUCGCCAGGUACUGUACUUGUCUCUCUGGGCGUCUGCCGCCUGUCCACUGGGGUACCUACUUGCGCUCCCCCCCCCCCUGCGCGCUGCAAUCUCCCACUGGGUGGCCGCUCCUUUAUUACUUACCAGGCGCCUCCCUUCUCCCAUUUAUUUCCUUCUCUUCCCCUUCAACCCAAGCCUCGCGCCAACAGUCACUCCUUUUUCAACCACCACGCUCCUUGCGAAUCGAUUUCCCUGCAGAAAGCGCUUGACGCCUUCUAGCUAUACGCUCCUUUAAACCAACCUAUCGACUUAUUUUCUCGCUUGCGUGUUCUGGGAAUACCACGGAAAAUACAGCCUCCUCCAGUCAACACAACAGUACAACAGACACUAGCAUCUCGUAACCGAUUGACCUUUUGGACUUCCAACCAACCGACAUCAUGAAGUUCUCUACCAUUGUUCUCGCCGCUGCUGUCGGCGUUUCUGCUCACCCCAGCGCCCACGGCCACCGUCAGGCUCACCGUUCCGUCGAGGCCCGCGCCGAGAAGUUUGUCAUGAACAAGAAGCCUGCUCCUCCUCCCGCUCCCACCCCCAAGGAGGAGCCCAAGCCUGUUGCCACUCCUUCUCCCGCUCCCGCUCCCGCUCCCGCUAAGCCUUCUCCCGUCGCCCAGGCUGCUGCUGCCGUCGGCAACGCUGUCGGUACUGGUCUGUCCAGCUACGCCCCCUUCUGCGGCGGCCAGAAGCGUGCUACCGUUGCCCAGAUUGGCUACAAGGGCAACACCGGCAUCAACAACAACGCCUGCAACGUGAUGGCCAUCAAGAGCAACAUUGCCGACAAGUACAAGUACGUCCUUGAGUUCAACAACAAAGGCGCCGACUCCACCUGCGCUUGCUGGAACAAGAUUGGUCACAAUGGCGGCAUCAACGGCUUCUUCAAGGGCAACGAGGCUCUGACCUUCUCUAUCGCCUCUGGUUCCACCCAGUUUAUCGCUGUCGACGCCAACUCCCAGGGUGCUUGCGGCUGCAGCAUUGGUGGCUCCGUCGGCCUGACCAGCUUUGGCCAGUUCGCCGGUACCUGGGCCGAGUUCGACUUCGAGAACCAGUCCAACAAUGGCUGGUCCGGUGCCGAUAUCUCCUGCCUCGUUGCCGCCAAGUACGGACUCGCCAUUCCCGCCAUGAAGGUUUGUGCCACCAGCGGCGGCCCCUGCUCCACCAUCUUUGCCGGUGGUGCUGGCGACAACGCCUACACUGGCGGUACCGAGGAUCUCGACGGUGUUGGUCUCAACCUCGCCCCUGGUCCCGUCCACCUCAAGGUCACCCUCAACUAAGGAACCCCUCGUUGGCCUUUCUUUUUUUUAGAUUUGAGUAGAGAUUGGUGCAUACCCAGAAGUAUAUUUUGUGGCAACCUUUAUAACAUCUUUUUUACCAUUGACGAGAGGAUAAGGAGAAACAACUUUUCUUGACGCCCGUUGGGAAAAAAAAGUUGAAAGGUCUUUUUUUUGCGGGUGUUCAAGGGCUGCAAUUCACGUAUCAGCAAUUUGGGUCUUUUUUUUUUCUUCUUCUUUUAACAAAUUGGAUUCUCUUUUUUAUGAACUC